GCCUGCAGUUCUCUGGUAGCGUCAACCUCAUGGAUCCGUGAUACCACUACGUGCAUGAUGGACAACAUCCACGCGCCUACUGUCUCUUCGGGCCCAGUCUCUGGAGGCUACACCAAUGGAGUGCCAAAGGAGCAGCUCUCGUUGCAGGAGCUCAUUGCGGAGAAGGACCGGGUUGAAGCGGAGCUGAAAGCUCUCGGGCAAGUCCUGGAUUCUCAUGGCGUUAACAUGAACACCGGGCUCACCACCUUCGAUGGCUUUCCUCGCAGCGACAUCGAUGUCCCUCAAAUACGAACAACUCGAGCGCGCAUCAUACGGCUAAAGAACGACUACAAUGACCUCAUGUCACGCAUCGAGAAGGGUCUCCAUGAGCACCACGCACGGCUAGCAGAGCAGGCGCAGAACAACUUGACGGCCGCAAGCCAAACCCAAGCAGAACAGAGCGCACCUCCAGCGGCCUUGGAGGCACCAUUCGCAAAAGUCAAUAGCGUAGUCGCCGGAAGCCCAGCGCACGAGGCGGGUCUGAAGGUGGGCGACAGCAUAACGAAGUUCGGCUGGGUGGACUGGACAAACCACGAACGACUCGGGCGCGUGGCCGAGGCUGUGUCGCAGAAUGAGGGGAUCCCUAUCACGGUCAAAGCUCUGCGGCCCAGCAGCUCAGGCAGCCCAGCGGAGACUAUACAGAUGCAGCUUACGCCGCGGAGCAAUUGGGGCGGACGAGGCUUGUUGGGCUGCCACUUACUGCCGUUGUAAACUUCAUCAUCGAUCGAGGAGGUCUCCACUGCAGCAAAGUUAUCGAUAGGGAAUGACGUGGAGGCUUAGUACCUCUGGACACAAAGCGUGGCGGUGGUUGAGUCGAUGGCUCGUGUGAGGGCCUCCAGGCUGCGCUGCGAACAACAGUGCUUGCUGCGUGGCGCAUUAGGUUUGGAACAACAAGCAUGUUAUCUGGCGUUCAAUUCACUGCAUCUCAGAAUGAAAGAGGCUUUGUCACAAACUGCGCUA
Messenger RNA from Didymella exigua CBS 183.55, 999 nucleotides. Its product is annotated as 26S proteasome non-ATPase regulatory subunit 9. Gene Ontology annotation, biological process: proteasome regulatory particle assembly. The record is from RefSeq and is a predicted model, not a curated record. The transcript has 4 exons. Gene Ontology annotation, molecular function: protein binding. NCBI's taxonomy places the organism in Eukaryota, Fungi, Ascomycota, Dothideomycetes, Pleosporales, Didymellaceae. Gene Ontology annotation, cellular component: nucleus; cytoplasm. Bases 55 to 750 code for a protein of 231 amino acids.